AAAGUUCAAUCCUUGGGUAGAAAAACGAAAUUGCUAGCACCAGCCAUGAACAGAGCUGUUCUCAGAAAUGUCUCACUGCAUAUUCCCAACCAUCUUCUCAAUCCUCUAAAAUCCAUAACAAAUCCUAUCUCAUCAUCAUCUAUAUUUGUUUCUUGGACUCUUUCUACACUCAGAUUCUGCUCGUCUGAUUCUGAUUUAUCUCAUAAAGAAAAUUUCACUCAGACCCAGAAGCAACAUGGUGGAGUUGAGGAUGUUGAUGGCGUGAGUAACCAAGAGCUAAAGAGGCGGAUAGAGAAGUACUGCGAGGGGGAUGAAGAGGCGAUUCCUUCAAUAUUUGAAGCCAUAUUGAAGAGGAAAUUAGCAGGGAUUAAAGAUGAGGACUACGAAUUGAUGGAAGAAGUUAGGCGGAAAUCUCCAAGUGAGAAUUUUGAUUCUGAUUCCGAUGAAUUGAAUGAUUCUGAUGGCGAUAAAAAUUGAUGCAAAAUUGCAAUUAUAGAAAUCAAGGAAUACAACCAUUUAGUCCAACUUGAUUUGUAAUGCUCACCCCAACAUCAAACACAAAUUCCUCCAUAUAAUAUUAUCAAAAUUACCCAAAUCGAUUCCCUUGAUAGCAACAGUAAUAAUAUAUAGAUUCAAACAAACGAAUUUCUCGUGGCAUUGAGAAAUGGGUUUGUGUACAAGUGGUAUGACUAUGAGAUGGGAAGACUCUGAAAAUGGUCUCUGUGGAAGGUGAUUUUCAUGGGUCUGUGGAGGUCCAAAUGAGAAGCUGGGUUUGAGAGGGGGAGGGAGGAGGGUGGAGGAAGGAACUGUUACAGGUGAUAAUGAAUCAAGGAGGAGAAGCAAUUAAUAACAAUAACAUUGAACAGAGAGGUAGAAGAUGUACAGCUUCUGACAGUGCUCGGGCAAUUUUGAUGUCAGCAACGAGGUGACGUGGGGUGCUCAAGAGGUCCUAAUGCUCAACUCCUCGUGAGAGCAACUAGUGGCAGCAAAUGGAGCUCAUAUUUGUGCUGAGAUGAGUGAGUUGCAUGUGUUCCAUG
Messenger RNA from Hevea brasiliensis (rubber tree), 1037 nucleotides. RefSeq lists its product as uncharacterized. The coding region runs from base 46 to 477 and encodes 143 amino acids. The record is from RefSeq and is a predicted model, not a curated record. NCBI's taxonomy places the organism in Eukaryota, Viridiplantae, Streptophyta, Magnoliopsida, Malpighiales, Euphorbiaceae. The transcript is spliced from 3 exons.